AAAAAUAUCAGUAGUCUUCCAUCGAUCACCAGGAAAGAUGAUUGUUUUAGCUAUCGUGGUGACAAUAAUAUUCAGCAUCGGUAUAUUGAGCGGAGUUAAUGGUGCUUCGUAUUCCAAUGUCUAUGUAGAGCGUGACAUUGCCCCUAGGGGAUAUUAUCGAUAUGGAGCCCCUUACACGUCAUUAGCAGACCCGAGAAUAUCUCAAAUCACUUCACUCCCUGCAAUUACUGAGUAUGGUGCACCUUGUGGGUCACCUUGUGUUUUUCCUGCCCAAGCUAUUUCUUCUGUGGUGGCUCCCGUGAACCCUAGUCCAAAUGUAAUAGCUUACAGUGCUCCGGUACCAAAUGUACCAGUGUUAGUAACUCCGCCUAAAGAGGCUACCAACGGAUAUGAAUAUUCCUAUGCUGUAUAUGAUGAGAGUACUGGAGACCACAAGGCACAACGUGAACUUAGCGAUGGCUCAGUUGUAAGAGGAGAAUACUCUUUUAUUCAGCCCGACGGCUAUGUUAGGGAAGUGCAGUAUGUAGCUGACGACAUUUCUGGGUUCAAUGCGGUAGUUAAGAAUUUCUUACCUGCCACCGUGGAAGUCAAAAAGAAAAUUGAACCAGUUGUGAAAAUCGAAUCAUCUCCGCCAUUGAAUUUUGACUGUCAUGAAAUCAAAAGCGAAUCCAUCAAACAAGGUUCAACCGUUAACUCGGAAGCGAUUACUGAGCAGCUAUUGAAAAUUCAUGAAAACUUACAUAAAGAACUAUCUAAAGAGGUAUCUGCUGAAAAUAGUAAAGAAAUAAAUACUGAACCUGUAACCCAAGCCGUGUCAGAGGAAGAAUCAAAAGCCAACUCUAAUGAAAAAAGUGCGGAAGUUAAUUCAAAAGAACAAACACAGUCCAAAGAAGGAUCUGGGGAAGAAACUGAAAAUAAGUCAAAGGAAGUGCCCGAAACAAAACCCGAAUCUACCGAAGAACCAUCUACUGAUGUAUCUGGGGAAAAAUCAAAAGAAAAUCUACAGUUAGAACCAAAAACCUCCAAAGAAGAAUCUAGCGAAAAGUCUAAAGAGGAAAAUUCAUCUUCCAAGGAAUCUGGACCAAAAUCUGAAGAAAAAGACAGCGCUUCAAAACCUGCCUCCAAUGAAUCUACAGAGGAGUCUGUAUCUAAAGAAUCGAAAGAAGAACUGAAAGAAAAACCUAAGAAAAAAGCUACUGAAGAAAAAACCGGGGAAAAUGGUAAGAAUAAGGAAACUUUUGAGUUACUGAAGCCGCCACAAGAAGGAGUCGUGCCGUAUCAUGACAUAAUCAGGUGUAUUCAAGCAGCUAUGAGGAGAUCUUAUGGAGUACCAUCCAUAAACGAAGAGCACUCACCGUUAACAUACAUAGUCUUGAACAAACCAUGCUAACACAGCGAUUUAAUAGUUUUAUGUCUAGUCGAUAACGAUGUUUUUGUUUUUUGUUAUAAUCUCAAUAAACUUAAGGCUCAACUUUAUUUAUUUAAAAGCAUAAAUAAAUCCAGCAAACAACA
Helicoverpa zea (corn earworm) is the source of this 1512-nucleotide messenger RNA. RefSeq names its product microtubule-associated protein futsch-like (gene CPR90). The transcript is spliced from 4 exons. Gene Ontology annotation, cellular component: extracellular matrix. Lineage: Eukaryota; Metazoa; Arthropoda; Insecta; Lepidoptera; Noctuidae. The coding region runs from base 38 to 1390 and encodes 450 amino acids. The record is from RefSeq and is a predicted model, not a curated record.